Messenger RNA from Clupea harengus (Atlantic herring), 2158 nucleotides. RefSeq names its product sodium- and chloride-dependent GABA transporter ine-like. Gene Ontology annotation, cellular component: plasma membrane. The transcript has 13 exons. Gene Ontology annotation, molecular function: amino acid:sodium symporter activity. The coding region runs from base 119 to 1912 and encodes 597 amino acids. NCBI's taxonomy places the organism in Eukaryota, Metazoa, Chordata, Actinopteri, Clupeiformes, Clupeidae. The record is from RefSeq and is a predicted model, not a curated record. Gene Ontology annotation, biological process: nitrogen compound transport; sodium ion transmembrane transport; amino acid import across plasma membrane.
AAGACCAAUACUUCUGAAGACCAAUACUUUCUGAAGACUAGACUUCCAUUCGUAUCUUCGGCUCACCCCUAGAAUUUGCUCCCAGAAAAGCAAAUAUUUGCCUCAGUGCGGAGCAGGAAUGGAGUCUGGGAGAAACACAGAUCCGCAGCAGCAGCAGCAGAGAGGCACCUGGAGCAGCCGUCUGGAGUUUGUUCUGGCGUCCAUCGGCUAUGCCGUGGGCCUGUCCAACGUCUGGAGGUUCCCUUACCUGUGCUACAGGAGUGGGGGAGGUGCAUUCUUCGUCCCCUACUUCAUCAUGGUGUUUCUCUGUGCGCUGCCUAUGGUGUUUCUGGAGUUUUCCAUCGGCCAGCUCACACAGUGUGGGCCUGUUCAGGCUUUUAUGAAAAUAUGCCCAUUGCUCAAAGGCAUCGGGGUGGGCACAGUCGUGGUCUCGUUCAUCUUCAUCGGCUACUUCAACACCCUCAUGAGCUGGAUCCUCUUCUACCUCUUCAGCUCUUUCAGCUCUCCUCUGCCGUGGCAGUCAUGCAACAACACGUGGAACGUUCCGGAAACCUGCUCGCUUGGGUUCACUGUCAACGACACACAGUCGGCCAGUCAGCAGUUCUUUAACCACAGGCUGCUGGAGGUCACUGGGGGAAUUGAACACAUGGGCAACAUACGCUGGGAGCUGCUUGGCUGUCUUCUUCUCGCCUGGGUCAUUGAAUACUUCAGUAUCUUCAAAGGGGUCAAGCUAACUGGCAAGGUGGUGUAUUUCACGGCGCUGUUUCCGUACACCAUCCUCUUCAUCCUGCUGGUUUUCACAACCAGACUGCCGGGGGCCACAGACGGCAUCCUCUUCUUCCUCACGCCUAAGUGGCACAAACUGAAAGAGGUCCAGGUCUGGAUCGAUGCCCUUUCACAAAUCUUCUUCUCCAUCGGUGUGGGGUUUGGAGUCAUGAUCUCAAUGGCCAGCUACAACAACUAUAACUACAACAUCCUCAGAGAUUCUCUCAUCGUGACCAUGGCCAACUCAGUCACCAGUGUGUUUUCUGGUUUUGUGGUCUUUUCUGCGCUUGGAUACAUGGCUCACACGCGCAAUCUGACCAUAGAAGACCUUGCCAUUGGAGGGCCAGGCCUUGCGUUUGUGGUUUAUCCUGAGAUCUUGGCCACCCUGCCCGUUCCCCAGCUAUGGGCUUUUCUCUUCUUCCUCAUGCUGCUCUGCCUGGGAUUGGACAGUCAGUUUGCACACUUAGAGCUGGUGGCCACAUGCGUGGUGGACAAUCUCAGUCCCAAGCUCCCGCCCUCGUUGAGAAGCAAAGAGGUGCUGCUCCUGCUGGUGUGCGUGGCCAGCUUCCUGGUGGGCCUGCCCUGCGUCUUCCAGGGCGGGGUCUACAUGUUUCAGCUGCUGGACCAUUACACUACAGUGGUCUCCGUGCUGGUGAUGGCCGUGUUGGAGAUUGCUGCCAUCAGCUGGAUUUUAGGUCUGAAAAGAUUUUCUCCAAUGCUCGAAAAAACAUUGGGGAAAUCACCAAAUAUCUACUUCAAGAUUUGCUGGUUGGUUAUCACCCCACUUAUGGUCAUGGCUAUAUUGGUCACAAGUAUAGUGCAGCACACUCCUCCUCGCUAUGGGAAGUGGUACCAGUUCCCUGAUUGGUCGAGAGCUGUGGGCUGGAUGUUCACUAUGGGCUCCAUCCUGUGCAUCCCCCUGGGAGCCGCCCAUGAGCUGUACUCCAGGAAGGGCUCACUAAUGGAGAGACUCCGAGCUUCACUAGAACCCAGACUGGAGAUGGAGGUUCUCGGAGCUUCAGGAGAACCCAAAAUGGAGCUGGAGGUUCUCCGAGCUUCAGGAGAACCCAAAAUGGAGCUGGAGGUUCUCAGAGGAUCCCAUCAAGAACAGGAGAUCUGCUUAGGCAGCAGACCUGACCAAGCCUGAUUGACUUUCACAUCUCUCUUUUAUUUAUGCCAAGGAUAUAUGAUAUAAUCUUAAACAUUUGUUUUUUUUUAUUUACAGUAUUUCACUCUGAGAAAGCUGGUCUGCAGUAUUAUUGUUGAACUGUAUUUUUGUUAUGGGAAUAUAUGGGAAAAAAGCAGAGCAAGAAUUCACGGCGACCUCAGGCCUGCGUGUGCUUGUGUGUGUGUGUGUGUGUGUGUGUGUGUGUGUGUGUAGUGUGUCCUGGUC